This is a messenger RNA of Triticum turgidum subsp. durum (durum wheat), 315 nucleotides long. NCBI's taxonomy places the organism in Eukaryota, Viridiplantae, Streptophyta, Magnoliopsida, Poales, Poaceae. The record is from the annotation of a GenBank genome assembly.
AUGCAGGGUAUGGCCUUGGCCAUGCAACACUCCGAUCUUCCAGUGGUUGUGCAAACGGACUCCUCGGAAGCCCUGUCUAGCUUGACUAACGGUGCGUUGGUUCACUCGAGAUACGGUCAUAUAGUUCUGGAAAUCAAAGAUCUGCUUGGUAGUAGGGAGUUUUUUCCACAAAAGAUUAGUAGACUUCAAAAUAGAGUUGCCGAUCGUCUAGCGAAAUAUAGCCGGUCCGAACGAGCUACGGCUGUGUGGCUUGGUUCGGUUCCACCAUGUAUCGAGGACAUUUGGCCCCUCGACUGUAACUCUAUUCAUAUGUAA